Molecule: messenger RNA, 6594 nt
Organism: Panthera uncia (snow leopard)
Lineage: Eukaryota; Metazoa; Chordata; Mammalia; Carnivora; Felidae
Gene: RORA
Product: RAR related orphan receptor A
Exons: 11
Coding region: 1391-2854 (487 amino acids)
Biological process (GO): regulation of transcription by RNA polymerase II; negative regulation of inflammatory response
Cellular component (GO): nucleus
Molecular function (GO): nuclear receptor activity; zinc ion binding; RNA polymerase II cis-regulatory region sequence-specific DNA binding
Source: RefSeq, a predicted model, not a curated record
AAGAUACUCUACUCACUGCUGCCUCAUUUAAAAUCUCUGUUAUGUGAACUUUUCGACUGGCCUUGUAUUUUGCAUAAUUCUAAAUUUAGGGUCCCUGGGAAGGCAGUCUCCUUGUCAUAACUACUGUAUUGCUAUUUAUGUACUUCUGUGUGUCCUCAUCUGUGAACAUGUUGGGAUAGCAUGGUACCUUCUUAGUGGUGAGUCUCUGAAUUUGCCACCUCCAGUUGCACAGCACUUGGAGGAAAGAGUUGGUGGAAUAUAGUAGUUUGCCAAAUGAACUUCAAAAUGAAGCAGAGUUUUGAAAAUCAGUACCAGAUCAUGUGCCUGGGGCCUAGAGAAACCGAGGAGGUCCGAGGCAAAGUGCGUGCACAGGACUCUGAGGCUGCUGACUCCCCCUGGGCAGAAUGAUUCCAGAAGGCGUUUAUGUAAAGUUUCUUGCCAAAUAGGCACAUAGGGCCCAUAAAUGUGUCCAGCGGUAGAAACCGUGGACCCUGGUGGUCUCUUUCGAGGGUGCCCUGGGGAAGACCGUGUUACUCGAUGUCCUCUCAAGUUGCAGUGAGAAGAGACUGGAGGCAGGUUUGCUCACCCUUCCCCAGUGACAUUGUUAGUACAGAGUCUACACUGUCUUCUCCUGGGACCCUACUACUACUACUACUACUACUAUAAAUAUCGGGCCCCUGGUGGCUGCCUGAUGAAUACCUGUUGAGUUGAUUUUCCUGAGCUGGAAGUCUCAGCCAGCAAGGUCAGGAUAGUCUCCCCACACCCAGAGGGACUUGCCAGAAUCCAUCCCCUGCAUAAAAUGCUUCACAUUAGCCUAGUUUCUCUCCAAAGCCCUUUUUCCCCUCCAACUUUAUUUAUUUGCGUCUGAGAGAAAUCCUCAAUUAGGAGAACAUAAACUUGAACAUUUGCAUAUCUUCCUUGUAGCAAAAAAGUGUGUCCCUCAGUUCAGAGCAUUCUGCAGGCAGCUAUAGAUGAGAAGAGACCCAGAGCUGGUGGUGUGUGUCAUGCCCCGAUUCUGAACUCGGUGACCUUAACUCCUCUGUGGUGGGGGGGUUUGUAACCUAGAAACCAGCCAAUGCUGCAAAGCAGGGUUUUUCCUCUCAGGGAGCCGUUGUUAAGCACACGAGACAUAUACCCGCUGCCCCACCCUACCUCACGUUACCACUCUCCCGAGCAAGGUUUUAAUCAUCUUUCAGCAUGCCUACAAAACAAGGUAGAGUCGAGUCUACAUAGGAGCAGCAGCAAGCCCUCCUGCUUCCUGGGCCUGGGUUCUAGAUGUCAGAUAGAAAACACGCAGAGUUCUUCAGUGAUGAGCUCUUCCCACAUGUCCAAGGAGAGGCCCUUCCUUCAUCGCACAUGAACCUCCAGGAAGCUGAUCCACAGCUCACAAAUGCCUAUGAAUGAGAAAGAUCGACAGGUAAACUUUGCACCACUCUAUGGUUUUCGAGGUAUCUCAGUAACGAAGAAGACGCAUACAUCUCAAAUUGAAAUUAUUCCUUGCAAGAUCUGUGGAGACAAAUCAUCAGGAAUCCAUUAUGGUGUCAUUACAUGUGAAGGCUGCAAGGGCUUUUUCAGGAGAAGUCAGCAAAGCAAUGCCACCUACUCCUGUCCUCGUCAGAAGAACUGUUUGAUUGAUCGAACCAGUAGAAACCGCUGCCAACACUGUCGAUUGCAGAAAUGCCUUGCCGUAGGGAUGUCUCGAGAUGCUGUAAAAUUUGGCCGAAUGUCCAAAAAGCAGAGAGACAGCUUGUACGCAGAAGUGCAGAAACACCGGAUGCAGCAGCAGCAGCGAGACCACCAACAGCAGCCCGGAGAGGCUGAGCCGCUGACUCCAACCUACAACAUCUCGGCCAACGGGCUGACAGAGCUUCACGAGGACCUCAGCAACUACAUUGACGGGCACACCCCUGAGGGGAGCAAGGCAGACUCUGCUGUCAGCAGCUUCUACCUGGACAUACAGCCUUCCCCAGACCAGUCAGGUCUUGAUAUCAACGGAAUCAAGCCAGAACCAAUAUGUGACUACACACCAGCAUCAGGCUUCUUUCCCUACUGUUCUUUCACCAAUGGAGAGACUUCCCCAACUGUGUCCAUGGCGGAACUAGAACACCUUGCACAGAAUAUAUCUAAAUCACAUCUGGAAACUUGCCAAUACUUGAGAGAAGAGCUCCAGCAGAUAACGUGGCAGACUUUUCUGCAGGAGGAGAUAGAGAGCUACCAAAACAAGCAGCGGGAGGUGAUGUGGCAAUUGUGUGCCAUCAAAAUCACGGAGGCUAUACAGUAUGUGGUGGAGUUUGCCAAACGCAUUGAUGGAUUUAUGGAACUGUGUCAAAAUGAUCAAAUUGUGCUUCUCAAAGCAGGUUCUCUAGAGGUGGUGUUUAUCAGAAUGUGCCGUGCCUUCGACUCUCAGAACAACACCGUGUACUUUGAUGGGAAAUAUGCUAGCCCCGAUGUCUUCAAAUCCUUGGGUUGUGAAGACUUUAUUAGCUUUGUAUUUGAAUUUGGAAAGAGUUUAUGUUCUAUGCACCUGACCGAAGAUGAAAUUGCAUUAUUUUCUGCAUUUGUACUAAUGUCAGCAGAUCGCUCAUGGCUGCAGGAGAAGGUAAAGAUUGAAAAACUGCAACAGAAAAUUCAGUUAGCUCUUCAACAUGUCCUGCAGAAGAAUCACCGAGAAGAUGGAAUCCUAACAAAGUUAAUAUGCAAGGUGUCUACGUUAAGAGCCUUAUGUGGACGACAUACAGAAAAGCUAAUGGCAUUUAAAGCAAUAUACCCAGACAUUGUGCGACUUCAUUUUCCUCCAUUAUACAAGGAGUUGUUCACUUCAGAAUUUGAGCCAGCAAUGCAAAUCGAUGGGUAAAUGUAUCACCUAAGCACUUCUAGAAUGUCUGAAGUACAAACAUGAAAAACAACAACAACAACAAAUUAACCAAGACACUUUAUAUGGCCCUGCACAGACCUGGAGCGCCAACACACUGCACAUCUUUUGGUGAUCGGGGUCAGGCAAAGGAGGGGAAACAAUGAAAACAAAUAAAAGUUGAACUUGUUUUUCUCAUGCAUAUGAUUUCCAUUAUGCCUACAGAUAUGGACCCUUUUUCUGUCUCAACUUCUCAAUCAUUGACCUCUGUUUACAACUGAAGGAGGGUACUAAAGUCGGAGGAUUUCCUUUUCUUGUAGCUCACUGCCCACAGACUUUCUGCAGAGUCACCAAUCUGUCGGUAACAACAGAGAGUCCAGCAAUAAUCGGUGACUGGUGUGCAUAGCGGAGGUUGCGGCAUUAUUUUGCACAACUUGCUCUUUGUUUCAUGAAGGAAGUUUUUAUUUUUCCACCGAUUAUUGCCAGUCAGCAGGAUGGCAUGAAAAGGGUCCAUAGCACUAGCAACAAUAGCAUUAUAAUAUAUUACAGGGUAAAUGGGCAUGAAGACUAUAUAUAGCUAAAAGAGAUAUUGUUUAUAUAUUGUUUUAAUUAAUAUAAAAUGUAGUUACUGGUGUAGCUUUUCCUGUUGAAUUGAUAAGGCACUUUCAUUUUGCACCUUUUUCUUUAAAUUAAAUGCUAGCGUGUUCACUGUCGUGUCGCAUGUGCACCAGAAACACAAGUUUAACUGAGAAGGCUUGGAAGGUACGUCAGGAGGUAUUUAUGCUGCUGUUUACAAAUUACUUUUAAAAGACUGGCUGGUCAUAUCUAGAAAUCACGAUGUGGAUUAUUAUUAUUUUUUUUUUACACGUGAAUUCGGAAUUAGAACUCUACCUAAAUUAUACUUUGCUUCGUGGUAAGUUUAAGGAUAGAUGUGUUUAUGCUUCAUACAAAGUUGAAUGAUUGAUUGGUGCUAUGGACUUACACCAUCAUGCACAUUAUUUUUAAAAAAGCUUUUUUAAAUGCCACCUCAUGGAGGCAGGGGAGAGAGGGGAGGCUUAUUUUACACAAUUCUAUAGUUAUAUGGAGUCCAUCUCAACUUGGAACUCUUAAUGCUUUGAGAACAAAUCAGUAACCCAAAUAUUUAUUGGAAUUCAGCUUUUAUUAUAAGAAGGACCCAAAGAUUAUAUCUGGAGCAAAUAUACACUCCCCAUGUGAGGACAUGAAGCAUUUACUUUGUGAAUGAUUAUGUUCUUGGUAUAAUCUAGGAACCCUAAGAGGAUAUCUCAGAGUAAACUAGUUCUAGACUAGCUGCCUCUAGAUGCUAUAAUUCUAGAAUAUUGCUCUCCAUAGCUCACAGACCCUGGAUAGAGGGGCGAGAGAGGCAUGCAAUGCAGAACCAGUUUCUCUUACUUAAAUAUGAAAUAUUUUAAGCACUCAAAGUGAAGUUGAUGUUAAGCUGCAAACAUUUACUCUUGUAUUUAUCUUCACUAGAAAACUGUGGACUGUAAUUUAUUUUAUUAAAUAUUUAGAAGAUUGUUUGGCUUUUGUGUUCAGGUGAGAAAUAUUGAAUGUUCUUGUUUAAUUUCAUGUUUUGGGGGUUUUUUUAUUUUAAUAAUUCCCAGGGGGGGAAGGGAAAAUGAACAGUCUGAUAUACAGGUGUGCAUAUUUGAAAAAUAAGUGCCCUUUGGAAAUGUAGGCAUUUAGAAGAUGAUUUUAGUCACCCUGGGGGUAGGAUUCAAACUUGUGGUCUGACCUCAAAGACCACGUUUGUACAGAAAAGGAAAUAUCUUCCCAUAGCAUAAAGGUGGGAGUGUCCAGGCAGCCCUUUAUAGCAGAGAAAGUGUCUCUACCACCCGGGUCCCUCCUGAAUCCUGAUGUCACGUGGAUAACAGCAUGGGCUUCCCAGAGCCCGAUACUCUGGCUUUAACUCCACUGAUUGUCUGACUUGUUUCCUGAGGGAUUUGGAGAAGAGGAAGGGAUUAUUCACACAAAAGUGUGUAUGAAGCCUAAAUAACAUCUUAAAUUUUUUUUUCAAAAAUAUAGUAAGGGUUUAACCAUAAAUAGAAGACGAAAGUAAUAUUUACUUAAAUUUCUUACAAGUAUAUAAAACUUUAUGUGAGUGUUUAUACAGAGAGGUUAACUAUCAGCAUAUAGUAUUUAUAUUUGGGCAAGAAGGGUUAAAUCAAAAUUUUAAUUUAAAUAAGCAUAGUUCCUGUGAGGAUCAAUAGUAUUUAUACUCUGAAAAGAGUACCACGUUUAGUUCAGUUAUUUAUUUGUCCAUCUUUCUUCCUAUUAUUUCUCUUGUGGGGGAAAACGGUAUGGUAUUGUUUUUUGGGGUGGUUUUUUUUGGUUUGUUUUUUUGUUUUUUGUCAUUCUGAUUCACUAAAUUUGGGGGUGGUUUGAUUAAAGUAUAUUAACUUCUUUUUAACCAAAGCUUUCUGAAUAUGACCAGCCUCAGGUGCUAGUGCAUUAAAGAGCAACUAAACCUAAUUCCAGUGUCCACUUGUGAAAUGAAAAGAGCUAAUUGAACUUCUCUAAGGGUGAGAGAGAGCAUAAUGUUGAGCUUAAAAGAAAUUCCUUUUCCCAGAAGGGAUUUUGCAUGUACCAAAUGCAAAAAAAAAAAAAAAAAAAAAAAAAAAAAAAAAAUGCUUAAUCUCAAUAGUAGUCCCACCAUGGUGACAUUGCUUUUAGAGUAAACCAAGAUACAUUGACAUGAUGCUGCUACCAGAUCUUUCUGAAAGAAAAGCAAGGUGAGGAUUUUAAGAGCAAAGUACAUUGACAGUGUAGGGACAGAGCAGGAGAGGUGUGCUCGGUGAACAGAGGGAACAACUAUUAUUUGGAUAAAAGUUGGGAUCUGAAGUUAAACAAUAAAUUCAGUUUUAAAAAGUGAAGUUCAGAAAAGGAUGUGAAAAACUUUGCAUUUUUAUUUUCUUUCUUACUAUAGAAACACCUGUGUGAUGACACAAAAUACUUGGUGAUACAGAACAAUUAUUCUUAAGAGUGCUUAUAAACUAAAGUUUCCUAAACUAAAAUAUCCAGUAGUCUUUGAAAGAUUGGAAUCACAUCAUUGUUAUCCCAGCUGCUAUGUCUUGUAUACAGUUUUUCAUAUAAGGUACGUAAGGCUUUCGUACAAAGCCCGAAUACCUUUGGUUACAAUGGUGUCAAAUGAUUGCAUUAUACUCUGGAGAACCUGGCCUUGGUCACAAUGAAAACAAAAGUGCAGAUGAAAGUGCUUUUUUGGACAGUUUGCAAAUUGUGUUAAAGCUAUGGAUUUUUUUUUUUUAAGUGUUCGGCAUCCUAAUUUGCGUUAAAGCUAUGGAUUUAAAAAAAAAAAAAAGUCUUCAGCAUCCUAAUUCACCCUUCCUAAUUUAAGGAAAAUAUGACUUAUGGCACUGCUUCUAAGUUUGGUUGUUCUUUAUAGUGUGGAUACCCGGAUCUCUGUGAGCGUAUGGGGGUGGGCUGAGGGCCAGGGAGGAGGGAGUAUGUGUGGGUGGGUGUGUAUGCAGGUGUGGGUGUGGUUUUCGUGUGUAUGAUGUGCGUGUGUCGGACCGCUUCUAGGCUACUAAGUGUCAAUGGAAAAGAAAAUGUAUUCAAAAUACUUAAAUCAAAACUAGAAGAUGGGGGAAAAAUGACUUAUUCUAUACAAAGCCUUGUCUGGACCACUUUAGAGAGACUUCUAUUUUUUUAACCCUUCUAUAAAUAUUUGAUGGCACUUGAAAUAUUCCUGCAAUAAAAUGUGAUUU